This is a messenger RNA of Oryzias latipes (Japanese medaka), 1290 nucleotides long. Its product is annotated as sequestosome-1-like. Gene Ontology annotation, biological process: aggrephagy; endosome organization; mitophagy. Gene Ontology annotation, molecular function: protein kinase C binding; zinc ion binding; K63-linked polyubiquitin modification-dependent protein binding. Gene Ontology annotation, cellular component: aggresome; amphisome. NCBI's taxonomy places the organism in Eukaryota, Metazoa, Chordata, Actinopteri, Beloniformes, Adrianichthyidae. The record is from RefSeq and is a predicted model, not a curated record.
UGUAUUUUUUGUUGUACUACACACUCGUGUCGUUUUGUGCUUUGGAUGACUUUUGACGUGAUUAUUUGGCAUUUUGACGUGUUUUUUUUUUAUGUUUUGUAACUUUUAGAGUGUUCCUCCCUUGUUGCAGAUACAAUAUGGUCCUUGCAGUCAGUGACUGCUGCUGCGGGCCAUAAUAAUACACUAAAUAAGCUCUCCCUUAGGCUCCCCUGUCUGCACAUGUUCAAACUCUAAUUUGAACAUGUGCAGACAGGGGAACAUGUUCAAACUCUUAUUUUGUGAACUUGAAAUUCAAGUUACUUGACAUGCUUUGACAGGCUGGUGGCACAAAUGUUAUAUCUGUUGUGAAAGUAGAAAAACAUGUAUAGCUGCUCUCUCACAGUUUUCCUUGGACUGCUGAGGUGAAGGUUUGGCGCCUGUGCUUUGGUUCGGUUCCGGGUAUCAGAACUUACUCUGUGGUUUGGAGUCAGCAUGUCUUUGAUGGUGAAGGCUUCUCUGUUAGGAAAGUACGAGCAGGUGAAGGAGAUCCGCCGGUUCCUGGUGGACCAGGACGUGUGCAGCAGCUUUGAGAAACUGAGCAGGCAAACCGCGGCGGUCUUCUCCAAACUAAAGAACUCCUCUUUCAGCCUCUUCUACAAAGAUGAAGAUGGAGAUCUGGUGGCCUUUUCCUCUGAUGAUGAGCUGAUGAUGGGCCUGGGUUGCAGAAAGGACUCCACCUUCCGCCUCUUCAUCAAAGAGAAGAAGGAGCAUCACCGUGACUUUGCCCUGCAUGACCUGCUCCCUUACCUGUUUGGACGUGCAGAACCUCAUGCCCCCCGUCAUGCUCUGGUUUAUGUUCCCCCUAAUACUUCCCCUGAACCACCCACUAUUGCUCUUCCUCAUGCCCCCUCUAUUCCCAGCGUCACCCCCUCCCCCCCCGUGCCCCCACCUUGUGGUCUACCUCGUCAGCCCAUGCCUCCUGCCCCCAUUGUUCCGCAGGUUUAUGGCCCCCCUAAUACUUCCCUUGAUCCACCCACUAUUGCUCUUCCUCAUGCCCCCUCUAUUCCCAGUGUCACCCCGCCCCCCCUCGUGCCCCCCCCUUCUGGUCUACCUUUUCAGACUCCCUCUGGUUAUCAGUCACUCACCCCCCACCCUGGCAUCAGAUGUGACGGCUGCAAAGGUGAUAUCAUAGGAGAGCGCUAUAAAUGCUCAACCUGUCCAGACUACGACCUGUGCUCCACCUGCAAGGAUGAAGAAAAGCACUCUCAGCAUGUUCUGUUGCUCAUCGAGGAACCCCUGAAAGAGCUUUAG